AUGGUUAUCCGCCAAACGAGUGUUUGGUUCAUCAGCCAUGACGAGCCUUAUUUGUAUUGCCAGUACUACCGCAAUGUAGACCACCAUGCUCUGGGGCCACGUCAGUGCAUUAUUGGGAAAUGUCUUGCUAUUGUACAGGCAGUUUUUGUAAAAUGGAUUAUACUUCUUUUCUCCCCCUCAAAUACGGAUUUCCUUCUUUUCUCCCAGUCCAUUGCUGCGUCAGUAAUUCGGUCAUCCUCUUCUUGGUCGUGGAAUGAACCGAGGCCGGGGAAGUCGACCGUAUCGUCACUUCCGGGCAGCGACGAUAUGUCCUAA
Pochonia chlamydosporia 170 is the source of this 315-nucleotide messenger RNA. RefSeq lists its product as hypothetical. The record is from RefSeq and is a predicted model, not a curated record. The transcript has a single exon. NCBI's taxonomy places the organism in Eukaryota, Fungi, Ascomycota, Sordariomycetes, Hypocreales, Clavicipitaceae. Bases 1 to 315 code for a protein of 104 amino acids.